AUGUCGGAAUCCAAGAAGAGAGGGAGGAAGCAUAAGGCUACGACGACUGACAAUAGUCAGCGCACGCUAUUGACACACUUUACGCGCUCCAAGACGGGCACUGUAUCUAGCAGUAACCCUUUGGAUGGGCCGACGUCGAGUGCGGCAGAUAUCGCAACGGACGCAACAUCACCAGUACUCGACAUCGACUCUUCCCCGGCGCUUCAGGCUGUCCCGCUGGCUUCUGUAGACAAUAUACCGACUGCGGAAUCUGGAACGUCUAAUUACAAGCAAAAUGGUCUGAAGGUUGCUGCUUCGCAGUCAUCUAAUGGGGAACGUCCGAAGCGCUUAUUCCCUCUCUUCCAGCGAAAGCUUGCCCCGGGUGAUGGACUCUAUUCGGACAUCGCAUCCUCAGAUGUCAACGGGCGACCCUCGCCGCCUAUUUCGUCGCCCGUGUCGCCUAUACACGACUUGACGUCCGACAACGAGGGCUCGGAAGAAGCGCCCAUAGUCAUAGACUCCUCUCCUGUACAACCACCCAAGCGAGCCAUGCAUCGCAGUUCCUCCCUGCAGCUGCUGGACACGCCAUCUCUUCCGGCGCGCAAACGACGAAAGCUGGAUAUGCUUCCAGAUGCGCCAUUCCCCGAUAGAUCUUCCCAACAUGUACCUAGCUCUCGAAGUGUUCACACAUCUUCCGCCAGUCAUCUACUACCGCGACGUGCCUCGACGAACCGCGGACCUCAUACACCUGAACCCGUACCACCCAAAGCGCCACAAUUUCCCAGCAUCAGCUUACAGUCCACGAAGGCAUCCUCGGAUGCUUUGGCGGACUCGCCUACGGAUGUGGACCUGUCUAUCUACUGCAAACUAUACCCAGGCAUUGCGCGCCUCUUUGACCAUGCGCAUUCCUCCGGUGCUGUAGACAACGGACAGCAGCAGACUUGGGCAGAGAAGUGGCGCCCGCGACGGGCUGAGGAGGUGCUGGGCAACGAGUGGGCGGCAUGCUAUCUCCGCGACUGGAUGGAUGCACUUCGACUGCAUUAUACUGCACCGCCCACCACUACGCCACCAGGCAGUCAGCCGUCGGGGGAUCAAAGCAAGGGGAAGGGUGGGAAGAAGGGUGUAAGCAGGGACGGCUCAUUGCGCGGUUCGCAAGGACCUCGAGGAUCGCAAGCUCGAGGGACGAAGCGCAAAGCAGUCGGACCGACGGUCGUACGCGAAGUGGCGCGGAAACCGAAGAAAACGCGCAGGGAUCUCGACGAUUUCAUGGUGUCGGACGACGACGACGACGGGCUGACGGACGCUACCGAGUCCGCGUAUACUGGCGUGGACUUCGGCGAUGAUAAUCAACUUGGUAUGGAGAGGGGAGGGUCGUUCGCAGUGGAUCCUAGUGCGCCGCCAGAAGGCGUUGCUCCUGUACCCAGCACACCUUUCGUGUUCGGAGGCGCUAUACGAAACACGAUGUUACUCGUUGGUCCGCCGGGAAGCGGGAAGACGGCGGCGGUAUAUGCUUGUGCAGAGGAACUGGGUUGGACAGUGUUCGAGGUGCAUCCUGGUAUAGGGAGGCGAGGAGCAGCGCAACUCGAUGCGCUCGUGGGGGACGUCGGGAAGAAUCACACCCUGGCGCCUGCUACAACGCAAUCGACUGCAACAAACGUAUUCUCUAUGCUCUCGCGAGAAAAUAAACCACAGAACGACUCUAUAGCUGAGACCGAGCCGUCUAUCGUGAAGGUUGCGCCCACACAGUCUGUGAUACUGUUCGAGGAGGUGGAUGUUAUGUUUGGCGAAGACGCGAGCUUCUGGAGCGCAUUGAUCGCCUUCAUCAAAGAGAGCCGACGACCCGUCGUGCUGACAUGUAAUGACGUCUCGCUCGUGCCCACGAUGGACCUGCCACUUGAGCGCGUAGUCCACUUCAAGCGCCCGAGUGCGGCCCUGGCGCAUGCGGUGGUGCGUGGCGUGUGCGUGGCUGAAGGACGGCGUGUUCCUCGCGCGGCAGCCAUGCUUUCAACGCGCGUGGGAGGGGUGGACUUGCGGCAAGCGCUGCACCAAAGCCAGCUUGGUUUCGGGCUCCUAGAUCACGCCCAUGUUGAUGGUGAAGUUGGAGGUGAUCGGAGUAGGGGCCAUCAUGGCAUGCUCGUGGAUCACACCCUGUUCGAGCCUGCCGAUACUAUCGAAGGGCAACAUCCUCGCCUGGAGGCCUUAAGGCAGGCGGAGCGUCAAGCCGACGGGGCGUGCUUCGUCGACGCUUACCUUGCGCGUCCGGAUCAGAGCGCGCUAACGAUGCUCGAGCUGGCGGAACCGCAUGCGGACGACGAGGUAGGGUUGCACUCUAUCUGCAUCGCGAGGCGCCACACUGCGCCAGUGGGGGAUGCGUUUUAUUCGGCUCAUGAAGAAGUGGCGCGAGCGGUAGGAUGGAGCGAGGAGGGCGAGGGGAGCGAGGAGAAUGGGGAGAGAUACAUUGACAGGCUGGUGACGGUGCUUGAGAAGAGCCGGGUGCCUGGGGAUAGAUUGGCGGAUAGGAAGGGGCUCGUGCUGGACUACGGACCGUGGUUGCGAGAGAUUGGGAAAGUGGAAGAGGCGGAUGCAGCCGCAGCUGCGGUCGCUGAGACCGCGUCUGGGCGACGAGGGUUACGCGGGCGACAGACAAUGAACAGCACUGGGCGGAGGGCGGUGGUGGGGGAGCGAUGGGGGGAGUUGGAGGCUACCGGGCUUGAAUUUGGCAUGAUUUAA
Messenger RNA from Peniophora sp. CBMAI 1063, 2709 nucleotides. NCBI's taxonomy places the organism in Eukaryota, Fungi, Basidiomycota, Agaricomycetes, Russulales, Peniophoraceae. The record is from the annotation of a GenBank genome assembly.